This is a messenger RNA of Mesocestoides corti, 1986 nucleotides long. The record is from the annotation of a GenBank genome assembly. Lineage: Eukaryota; Metazoa; Platyhelminthes; Cestoda; Cyclophyllidea; Mesocestoididae.
GAUGAGGCCAAUGACAGUGAAGAUUCUCCAGUUCCAUCCAAGAAACCGGCCUCAGAGGAAGCGAUUUCAAAGCAAUUUUCUUCCUUAAAUAUAUCGACACCUUCUAGCAAUUCCUUUUGUGACGAAGUUGAGAUGCUUCCUUUGGACAAAAUCUCGGAUGAAGUGGAUAGUGAUGAGAGCGAUGUGGAAGAGAGUCUUCGUCUCCCCGAGGAACUUUGCAAGGCGUACAACCUAUUGAAGACCACUGGCAGUCUUCCCGAUCCACAUCUUCAAAAAAUUUUUGCCUCAAAACCCUGCCUUGCCGUUGUACCAUACGUGCCUCGUCCCACCCUCCCUCUCCUGCCUGCCUCCGACGCCCCCGCCCGCGAUAACCCUAUGCCGGACCCCGACACUGCUGAUGAUUCUGACAGUGCCGAACCCAUGGAAUCUCAGUCUAUAUCUUCUGCAUUGUAUAUGCCCAAUCUCCCGGUCGAUUGGACUUCCGACGACUUCAGGCUUUCGUCUCAAGUGACUGAACCGGAUGCACGAUGGAUGGCCCGUAUAUAUCGCCAGAUUCCGUGUAAUAAUAUUUUCAAAUUAAUUUGCCCGUCUCUUAGAUGGUACUUUGGUGAAAUUAGUCGGGAGAAAACUAACGAGAUUCUUCUUAAUCAGCCUAUUGGUACUUUUCUAAUCCGAGAUUCAUCAACUACAUCAGGCUUCGUUUUAUCUAUAAAGUUGGUUGUAUUUUGUCAAAUUUACAUACCCCUUCGUAGAGAGGCCACCAAGGUCGUUCGUUAUCUUAUUAAUUAUUGUAAUGAAACAAACGAUUUCAAUUUCGGCAAUUUAAACUUUGAGUCACUUGAAGCUGUUCUUGAGUACUAUUCUCAAGGGAAGACUUCUGCUUGUUUCAUGGUAAAACCCGCUCCCAAAGAAAGACUUCUGGCCCUUUUCGAUUUUGCUGGGGAGAAGGACGAUGAUUUGCCUCUUUCUAAAGGCGAUAUGGUUGCUUUUUUGAUUCAGAAGAAGGAUUGGAUUUUAUGCUCCCUGAGUGAUGGCCGAAGGGGUUGGGUACCUUCCAACCACCUUGCUCCUUAUAACGCAGAACUUCUGGCUAGUCUGAAAGUUGACAAAGGGAACUUGAAUUCCAUGUCGUAUUGCAGCCUCUGCGGUAUCAUUAACGUUCCUACAAAUGCCAAAGUCAUACGCUCUCGUCAACCAUCGAUAUUUCAAGUCAAUCAUUUAGAAAUUCAGGAAAAUGAACCGGUUCGUGUGGAACGAGUACUCAAUGACGGCAUUUGCGAAAUCUGGCUCGAACGACUGCAUUUUAUCCUCCGUGAUUUCUGCCAUGGGUUCGCAUGCAACCCCUUCGGCUCUUUACCUGCUGUAGGUCGUGCAGCAGUCAUGUCAAAUUUGGCGAGACUAGGAAAACUGGUUGCUUCGCGGACCGCUCUUUUUGUCUGCGACAUUCAGGACAAAUUUCGCCCUGCUGUCGCGCACUUUGAUGCCAUUGUUAGCGUCACUGAACGGCUCAUUUCGGCUGCCAAGAUGCUUGACGUGCCCGUCGUUGUGACUGAAAUGUAUCCCAAAGGACUUGGCCAAACUGUUAGGGAACUGGGCGACCUUACAGAUAUUCCCGUUAUUCCUAAAACGUCGUUUUCCAUGGUCACAAAGGAGGUCGAAUCGAAGAUAGAUCUUAACAAGGGGAUCGAUUCAGUCAUCCUAUGCGGCCUCGAGACACACGUCUGCAUUCAGCGCACCGCCCUGGACCUGUUGGAGCGUGGGAUCGACGUCCAUUGCGUCGCAGACGCUGUCUCUUCUCGCUUUAUGGUAGACAGGAUGUUUGCACUCGAACGAAUGCGUCAGUCGGGCGUCUUUAUAACGACCAGUGAAUCGGCCAUUCUGGGUCUCAUGUCGGGAGCCGAACACCCAAUGUUCAAGCAAGUCCAGAAGCUGAUCCUCCCUGAAGCUCCCGACAGUGGUCUCCUUUCUUCACCUCUUGCUCGAUAA